This is a messenger RNA of Calliphora vicina (urban bluebottle blowfly), 1800 nucleotides long. RefSeq names its product Vacuolar H[+] ATPase 16kD subunit 1 (gene Vha16-1). The record is from RefSeq and is a predicted model, not a curated record. Gene Ontology annotation, biological process: proton transmembrane transport. Gene Ontology annotation, molecular function: proton-transporting ATPase activity, rotational mechanism. Bases 184 to 660 code for a protein of 158 amino acids. Gene Ontology annotation, cellular component: membrane; proton-transporting V-type ATPase, V0 domain. Lineage: Eukaryota; Metazoa; Arthropoda; Insecta; Diptera; Calliphoridae. The transcript is spliced from 4 exons.
CAAAAAUUGAGUGGAAUACCAGUCAGCGACCAACCAACAAAAAGCGUGCUUCGCAAACUCCUAGGCAGUUACCAAAAAAAACAACCGAGAAAAAAACGUAAAAGUUUUUGACAAAGUACUUAGAAAAAAAAUCAAUUUCUUUUUUUAGUCAAAACCCCCGAUUUUUAAACACACACAUUAAAAAUGGCAGAUGCAGGAAGCGAUAAUCCAAUCUACGGACCCUUCUUCGGUGUUAUGGGAGCCGCCUCAGCUAUCAUCUUCAGUGCUUUGGGAGCCGCCUAUGGUACAGCCAAAUCUGGUACUGGUAUCGCUGCUAUGUCAGUUAUGAGACCAGAAUUGAUCAUGAAAUCCAUCAUUCCCGUUGUCAUGGCUGGUAUUAUUGCCAUUUACGGUUUGGUCGUAGCUGUCCUUAUUGCUGGUGCUUUGGACGAACCAUCAAAAUACACCCUAUACAAGGGUUUCAUCCAUUUGGGUGCUGGUUUGGCUGUAGGUUUCUCUGGCUUAGCGGCUGGUUUUGCGAUCGGUAUUGUUGGUGAUGCCGGUGUCAGAGGUACUGCCCAACAGCCUCGCCUGUUUGUCGGUAUGAUUUUGAUUCUCAUUUUCGCUGAAGUCUUGGGUCUGUACGGUCUCAUUGUUGCCAUCUACUUGUACACAAAAUAAAUUCAUAAUAACAACAACUGCAAAAACAACAACAACACCUACACCUACAUUAUCAACAACAUCAUGUUUAUUAUUAAGAAGAAUUUUAAUAAUAAUAAUAAUGCAGCAUUAUUUAAAAAACUUUAACAAAAUUAUGCAACCAUUUAAAAGAACAACAACAACCAACAACACCAAGGACUACAACUAUCAACAUCUUCAAAAAAAUUUUCAAAGUAAGCUUUAUGUUUUCUUUGUUUUAAACAAAUGAUGUCUAAAAGUCCCUCCUCCUCCUGCUCCCCUGAAAAAUUAAGAAAACUUAUUAAACAAACCCAAUUUUUCUUAAUAAAAAUGAAAUGUUUUAUUUUUGAAACGUUUCAGUCAUAUAUUUUUAACCGUGUAGGGGGAACUAAGAAAAAACCUUUAAACAAUUUGUAUAUAUAGAAUAGAUUGUUUAGGUUAGAACAGGUACGGUCCGGUCCGUUUUUGAGGCACUAAAACAAAUUAUUUGGUUUUGUUUUGGUUUUUUUUCUAUUUGCUGGCUUAUUGUAUGGUGUUAGUUAGUUAUUGUUUUGUUAUUAAACAAAAAACCUAAAUUUUAUUUUUAAAAUUUUUAUCUUUAUUAUUUUCAUUUUUUGUUUUCCUUUAUUUUUUUUUGUGUAUUUUACACACAAACACACCCACUACUAUGUUAAAUGUUUUCGUUUUUAUUUUAUUUUCGUCAUUAUUAUAUAUAGAGUCGUCGUUAUUAUUAUUUAAAAUAAAGUAUAGCAAAUAAAAAUUAUUACAAACAAAAAUUUUUUUCCCUAAAUUGUUUUUUAAAGUUUUUUUUUUUAAAUAUUUUUGUUUUGUUAAAAAAAUUUAAACAACACAUACACUUUUAUUAUAUAUAUAGAAAUAGAAAUAUUAAAGAAAUUAUAAUAUUAAAAUGUAAUUUAAAUUAAAAAAACAACAACAACAACAUACCAUUUCAUCAUUAAAUAUAUAUAUAAUAAAAGAACAAAACAAAAAUAAAUUUAAUGUUAAAUUAAACAAACAAAAAAGAAAAAGAAAUUUAGUGAGAAAAACCACCAGUAUACACAAUAAUAUACUUAUUACAAAAACAAAAUCAUAAACGACAAAGAGAUAAACCAAAAAACAAAGACAAACAAUAACAAACAACAA